Messenger RNA from Ectocarpus siliculosus, 1024 nucleotides. Lineage: Eukaryota; Phaeophyceae; Ectocarpales; Ectocarpaceae. The record is from the annotation of a GenBank genome assembly.
UGUCAAGCCGGGCGCCAGGUACAACAUGGGAGGAUCUCUGGGGCCUAACGUUCUCAUCACCGGGACGCCUGGGACGGGCAAGACCUGCACUUCGCAGCAGAUCGCCGAGCGGACCGGGCUGAGACAUAUCAACGUGGGCGAUGUGGUUCGAUUGAAGCAAUGCCACGAGGGACGGGAUGAGUCGUUUGACACCUUCAUCCUCGACGAAGACAAGCUUUGCGACGCGAUGGAGACACAGAUGGAGGAAGGCGGCAACGUGAUCGACUUCCACUCGUGCGAUUUCUUCCCGGAACACUGGUUCGAUUUAAUCCUGGUAUUGAGGGCGGAAACGAGCACUCUCUUCGACAGGUUAAAGGCCAGGGGAUACAGCGAGAAAAAGGUCGGCGAGAACGUGGAGUGCGAAAUCAUGCAGGUGGUGCUGGAGGAAGCGAAGGAGGGGUACCCGGAGGAGGCGGUGCACGAGGUGCCGAGCAAUACCAUAGAGGAGCUGGAGUCCAACGUGUCGAGGGUGGCGCAGUGGUUGGACGCGUGGCGCAGUAAUAACGCCGACUGAGCUCGCGAAGUGAAGCGGUGGCGUGUGUGAGCCAUCCAUGUCGAUAGGGAUUCCAAGAGGAAAUUGAUGUUGAGGGGGAAAAGGUCGUGUCAGUAAGUUUUGAGCGGAGGAGAAGUACGUCGCCGUGACUUGAGGACGAAAAGUGUGGAGCUGGGAAUCAUUGGCGUUCUUCGCCGUGAAUGCGCCGCUAAAAACAUUGAACGAAAGAGUCGUUUAAAGACGAAUUACCUUUAGAGGGCAUGAGAGGACACGUGUACGUGAGCAAAAAGGUUAAUUAAUCCAGUACAGCACGUAACGGAGACGCAUUAAGACUGCACGUCGGAUCUGAAGCAAUACCGUGGUUGACCGGAUGCGAAGUGGGUUCGAACGCCACCUAGAGUUUUGAUGGGACAUGUCCCAUCAUUGUUCCCGAGUCUUGCAUGAGAUGUUAUCAUUGUAACAUGAGUCUUGAAUGAGAUAAAAAGAGUCUUG